AUGGAAGCCCUGAGACUGGUGGACUGUUGGAGGACACUUCACCCCACGGUGAAAGACUUUACCUACUACUCCGCCAUUCACAAUCGUUAUUCCCGUAUAGAUUACAUCCUCAUUGCACAGGAGGGCCUUUCCCACCUACGCGGAGCAGAGAUCGAAAGGGCCACCUGGUCGGACCAUGGAUCGGUCGGGAUAGAAUUGGAAUCACCCCUGUACAGACCGAGGACGUGGACCUGGAGACUUAAUGAAGCCCUACUGCUUGACCCGGGCACCAAGGACCAGAUCCGACAAGCAUUGGAACAAUACUUCGGAGAGAAUGAUACCCCGGAGGCUUCUCCGAUUUCUGUAUGGGAAGCUCACAAAAGUGUGCUUCGUGGCACUCUCAUACGCAUUGCCUCCCAGAAGCGGAAGGCAUUUAUGCUAGAAAUGGUCGACUUAUAUCGAUCUAUAUCGACUCUGGAACGCCAACACAAACGCUCCCAGCUAAACGCAGUCUACGGAGAAUUAAUGGAGCACAGGAGACGACUUAAAGAUCUCAUUUUGAAAAGACAUCUCCGAUCUGUACAACGCUCGUAG
Messenger RNA from Pelobates cultripes (western spadefoot toad), 573 nucleotides. The record is from the annotation of a GenBank genome assembly. NCBI's taxonomy places the organism in Eukaryota, Metazoa, Chordata, Amphibia, Anura, Pelobatidae.